This is a messenger RNA of Ceraceosorus guamensis, 782 nucleotides long. RefSeq names its product GTP binding protein Cdc42. The transcript is spliced from 6 exons. Gene Ontology annotation, molecular function: GTPase activity; GTP binding. Gene Ontology annotation, biological process: small GTPase-mediated signal transduction. Lineage: Eukaryota; Fungi; Basidiomycota; Exobasidiomycetes; Ceraceosorales; Ceraceosoraceae. The record is from RefSeq and is a predicted model, not a curated record. Bases 75 to 650 code for a protein of 191 amino acids.
CUGAUUUCCAUCCUUUGUGUCCCACUUGCACGCAGACUCGGACUCGCUGCAUCUGAAAGCAAAAGAGAGGCGCGAUGCAGACCAUCAAGUGUGUCGUGGUCGGUGAUGGUGCGGUUGGAAAGACGUGUUUGCUGAUCUCUUAUACCACCAACAAGUUCCCGAGCGAGUAUGUGCCGACUGUCUUUGACAACUAUGCGGUCACUGUCAUGAUUGGUGAAGAUCCCUACACUUUGGGUCUCUUCGACACUGCUGGUCAGGAGGAUUACGAUCGACUGCGUCCCUUGUCAUACCCUCAGACGGAUGUUUUCCUGGUGUGCUUCAGCGUCACAUCCCCAGCAUCUUUCGAAAACGUGAAGGAGAAGUGGUUCCCAGAGGUGCAUCACCACUGCCCGGGCGUGCCGUGCCUCAUCGUCGGAACUCAGGUGGAUUUGAGGGAUGACUCUGCAGUUGUCGAGAAGCUGGCCAGGCAAAAGCAAAGACCCGUAGCUUUCGAGUCGGGCGAGAGGCUCGCGAGGGAAUUGGGUGCUGUCAAGUACGUCGAGUGUUCCGCCUUGACGCAGAAGGGAUUGAAGAACGUCUUUGACGAGGCAAUCGUCGCUGCGCUGGAGCCUCCCGUCGUACGAAAAAAGUCGAAGUGCGCCAUUCUCUAGAGGACAGGUCUCGGUACAGCGACCGCUUUUCACGAAAUUUCCCGAUCCACUUCUCCCCAAUUCACAAUAUAUACUGCGGCAAAUACUCUUCGUUCCCUCGACCUAUGUUACCGCGGAGCAUUGCGGAGCACA